Messenger RNA from Odontomachus brunneus, 574 nucleotides. RefSeq names its product 60S ribosomal protein L31 (gene RpL31). The record is from RefSeq and is a predicted model, not a curated record. Gene Ontology annotation, molecular function: structural constituent of ribosome. Gene Ontology annotation, biological process: cytoplasmic translation. Lineage: Eukaryota; Metazoa; Arthropoda; Insecta; Hymenoptera; Formicidae. The transcript has 3 exons. Gene Ontology annotation, cellular component: cytosolic large ribosomal subunit; ribosome. The coding region runs from base 145 to 516 and encodes 123 amino acids.
CUUGCCAUUCGACAAACUCGCUUGACGCAUUUACCUAUCUGUGAGAGAUAAUUAUAAUAAAAUUAAACAAGUUAAUUUUUGAUGUAACGUGAAAUAAAUACUAUUUUUUCUACAUUGCUGAAAACUGUUUUAACCUAAGUAAAAAUGGCCAAGUCUUCUGAGAAGAAAGGCAAGAGUGCCAUCAACGAGGUGGUUACUCGUGAAUAUACCGUCAAUUUGCAUAAGCGACUUCAUGGUGUAGGAUUUAAGAAACGUGCUCCACGAGCAAUCAAAGAAAUAAGAAAAUUCGCAGAAAAACAGAUGGGAACUCCUGAUGUUAGGAUAGACACACGUCUCAACAAACAAUUGUGGUCCAAAGGCAUUAGGAAUGUCCCUUUUAGGGUACGCGUAAGGCUGAGCAGAAGGAGAAACGAUGAUGAGGAUUCUGCAAACAAGUUGUAUACCCUUGUCACAUACAUCCCUGUUGCAUCCUUUAAGGGUCUUCAGACUGAAAAUGUGGAUGCUAGCCAAGAUUAAAUACAUGUGUAUUUAUGUAACAAUAAAAAAUACAAAUUACAGAUUAUAAGAUUUUAAA